Molecule: messenger RNA, 3538 nt
Organism: Hyalella azteca
Lineage: Eukaryota; Metazoa; Arthropoda; Malacostraca; Amphipoda; Hyalellidae
Exons: 8
Coding region: 98-2338 (746 amino acids)
Source: RefSeq, a predicted model, not a curated record
UCUCUUGUUUUAGCAGUUACUGAAAGAGAGAGGUAGAUUCCUGAGUGCCGCGCCUUCUGUUGUUCAUCGGUGAAGGGAAUUAACUGCAAUCGAUAAGAUGUGUCAGCUGCGGCUGCUGCUGCUGUCCGUCGCAGCCCUGAUAUUGCUGGCGUCAGCAUACGCGUCAGAAGCUGUGGCAGAUAGUCAAAUCUCUGUAAAUGGACGUCGAGAUCCUCAAAGGAAACCUAAAUUCGUCUUUCCAUCAUCCACAGUAGAAUCUGACUCGUCCAUUCCGCCCCUAGAAUCAAGAACCCGAACGUCGGAACAUAGUCAAAUCGUUGUAAGAGGACGUCGAAAUUCUCAAAAGAAACCUAAAUUUGUCUUUCCAUCAUCCACAGAAGAAUCAGACUCGUCCAUUCCGCCCCUAGAAUCAAGAACCCGAACGUCGGAACAUAGUCCAAUCUCUGUAAGAGGACGUCGAGAUUCUCAAAUGAAAUCUAAAUUUGUCUUUCCAUCAUCCGCAGAAGAACCUGACUCGUCCAUUCCGCGGCUAGAAUCAAGAACCCGAACAUCGGAAGAAAAAGUCUGGCCAAAGUCAACCAGUCCGGAAAAUCUCGACGCGGUUGCCCAAGUUCAAAGUCCACAAAGAUCCGUUUUACAGAACUCUUAUCCUGAUACAGAAGGACGCAGCCUACGACGCGACAGCAACAUUUUGAUGCAAACUCUACGGGCACUGGGGAGCAUAUUACCAACACCACAGUCAGCGACUACUAAAAAAGAUGAAGAAGAAUCGUCGUCUGCUACAAAAGCUGAAAAUUCUAAACCUGUAGUUGAUAAGGCGGAUGCUCCGACACGCCCGGCGUCCGAUGGCUUUUCACUUGCAAAUUUGAUGCCCGAUGGACUGAGAGCCCUGGAAGGUCUGGACGACAUCCUGAGGUCGACUGUGCCGCGGUUCGACCGCUUCAACUGCCUCGAGCGCGUCAUGUGUGAGAUAGCGGCGCCCCUGGGGGACGAGGAUGGGCCUGGCUUGGGAGACACGAUUCUGAACGGCGUGCAAACUUUGCAACAGUUAGGGGAAACUACGCUGCUUUCGAACUUCCUGCCGAACUCUGGCGAAGAACCAUCGGACGUCCUAAAUCAAUUCAACAGUCCCCACCGACAACAGUUCUUGCAACACCAGGCACACCAACAGAACCUCAUCCAGCAACAGGUGCAGCAACAGACUCGUCCGCAGUUCCCAACACAGCAGUUGGUCCCCCAACAGCAGUUGGCUGGGCCCCAACAGAGGCCCGCAGUUCCCCCUCUGCCGUACUACAUCCCCACCCCCGUCGAGCGGCAACACGAGCGCGGACCUGUCGAGUACCUCGUAUCUAAGGAUCAGUACAACGAGGGGCGGCAGGAGUACCAAGAUAACUACAUCAGGAGGGAGGCGCCCUACGACUACCAGAGUUCCCAGUCCUCUUAUUUACCUCAACAUCAACAACCACCACCACCAUCACAACCACAGUAUCAACAGGCAGCACCCUCUCAUCAGUACCACACAUACUACCAACAGCACCCCCAUCAAUACCAUCACCGUCAGCCACAACAGAGGGAGAUUGGUCAAAGCCACCAGCAGCACCAGAGGGCUGACCACGUCUAUCAACAACCUCAUGAGUACCACAACAGACCACCACACCAUGCACCUCAAACCACAGCAGUGCCAAGAUGGCGCCGAUUUGUGAACAACGUGUUUGGUUCACAAAGAAGACGACGAACCAAUCGACCACAGAGGCCAGUGAGGAGGAAUAGAAGGGAUACAGCUGAAGAGAACAACGGAAGGGAGGAGCAGAAAGUAGAAACCUCCAAAGCGCAAAGAUCUUCCCGAGGAGGUUCAAGGCAAGCGAAAAUAUCUCCCAUGUGGGAAACGGGGACUCGUAAAGCUAAAAGUAAAGCGGAAGGCCCGUCGGACGUGAAGACUUUGACAAGGGAGGACUUGGAAGUGAUCAAAUCCCGUAUUCAGGCCAUCAACAGGGAGGUUCUCAAAGAGGCGGCCAGAAACGGGACGUCUAGUUUUUCAGGAAGAAAAAUUUCUGGAAGAAGGGCACGGUUUUUAGACUCUUUCAUAAAUGGAUGGAGCGCGAAAACUUUUCUUGGUUUACUGGAUAACCUCAUGGACGGGUACUCAUUCCACCCGUACACCCACGCGGCGUACAUGGGGUACACCAGCAGGGCGGGCACUUGCCAGGCCAUGUACCCCCGCUGCCCAGACUCUGCCAACGAUUGGCUGGAUUUCAUGAACAAUUUCAAUAGAUAUUUUCCUGACGGAGUACCCUUCAGAGACAGCCUGCCUUGGCCCCUGAAUCUUCUUCUGCCAUGAUCGCCAUACUGUAUUUUGAUCAUCGUUCUGUACCCUGAUACCCAUAUAUACCUCACCUCCUACUUGCACCCUGAUCACCCUAUUGUACCCUGAUCAUCCUCUUGUAUCCUGAUCACCAUAUUGUACCAUUUUAACCUCAUCAAACCAUCAUCGAAGUAUUUUACACAUCAUCGUGCCAUCAUCAGUUCAUUGAGUUAUAUUUAUCACCCCUCCAACAUUCCGUAAAAUGAAAACUCGCCAAGUUUUUUUUUCGGGUUGGUAUCAAAUUUCCGUUCACAUCUCAAGUGUACAGUGGACCGGACAACUCGUGUUUAAUUCAUCAGAAAUUUAUACAUUCAAUUUUCAUGUGCAUUUCACUAAGCAAUAAAUAAUAAUGCAUGCAUAAUUCUAGCAACGAAUUGCGCCACUACAUACCCAUGAAUUUUGUACCUAUGUUUAGGUUACCCGUACAUUUCAUGUUAGUUCAUGUGAAAUUUGUGAAAAAAAUAUUCAAUAAAUCAUUUUUCAAAAAGAAAAAUAUACUGCCAAAUGUCAAUCAAACUUGCCAGCUACACGUAGAAAAAUUAAUGAGUCGUAUCGUCCAAAUCGUGACACACUUUCAGUCCCACAGCACGAGCAAAGAGCGGUUGUAACACUGAUACGCCCUUUUGCCGGGGCAAACUGAGUCUGGAUGACCCACAGGUAGGCAAAAAGUGCAUUGCGCUCUGGACAAAGCCUCAUUGAUUUCUCUGUGUAUACGAGAAACAUAUAAACGGAGAACAGACUCAUGAGCAAAUAUAAGAGAAUUGUAGUUGUAUAAAGGCUUUCGUCUGUAUUUUCUGUAUAUUUGUUGUAAAAAAUAGUAAGGCUUGUUAAAUUCAGGGGGAUUAUGUUAGAUUAUUCAUUGUUCAUGUUUAAAACAUAUUACAUCAAAAGCAUCAUAUUAUAAGUAGCCAUUGGUCAUUAAUCAAUUUUGUAUGUACAAUGUACAUUAUAUUUAAAAGCACUUUAUUCGUGACCGGCUAGUGAAUCAUCUAUUGCAUUAUAUUUGUUCACCAAAAGACUAUAUUUAUAAAUGCAAAUUAAGAAAUAAUCGAAAAUUAUAUCGGUUGAUUAAAGAUUAUUUCCCGUGCGCUGAAAACCUGAUCGGUGAGGGAUAACUGAAGAAAUGAAGUGCAAUGGGUUGAAGAAAAUGUUGAAUAAACUUUUUCCCCACGAGUA